AUGCGGUAUCUCAUUUGGCCAAGUGUCGAGAAUAUGAAUGCCAAUCCGGAAUGGUUGAUGCCACCAGUAGGGAAGCAGGAGACUUCUCCAUAUGAUUUGCUCAUUGAUCUGGUUCCUUGGCCUCAACUUCGCCAGCUACUAUAUCAACAUCCCCAGGAAUAUCCAGUUGCCCAUAUUGUCGGCCUCAUCGGUGUUACGUGGCCAUAUGCGGACGAUGCGUGCCAUUACUGGGAUAUUGAAUCAGGGUACACCCGCAUGACGCCGCUAUUUGAGAGUACCAUCGCCGAUUUGAGCAACUGGACAGUCGACCCAAAGGUUCUUGAGAUUAUGCCUCAACUAGAGGGGCACAUUCCAGUAAAGCCGGUAGCAUAA
This is a messenger RNA of Alternaria postmessia, 372 nucleotides long. RefSeq lists its product as uncharacterized. The transcript has 3 exons. The record is from RefSeq and is a predicted model, not a curated record. Lineage: Eukaryota; Fungi; Ascomycota; Dothideomycetes; Pleosporales; Pleosporaceae. Bases 1 to 372 code for a protein of 123 amino acids.